This is a messenger RNA of Eublepharis macularius, 2129 nucleotides long. RefSeq names its product dickkopf WNT signaling pathway inhibitor 3 (gene DKK3). The record is from RefSeq and is a predicted model, not a curated record. Lineage: Eukaryota; Metazoa; Chordata; Lepidosauria; Squamata; Eublepharidae. Bases 331 to 1389 code for a protein of 352 amino acids. Gene Ontology annotation, biological process: multicellular organism development; negative regulation of canonical Wnt signaling pathway. The transcript is spliced from 9 exons. Gene Ontology annotation, cellular component: extracellular region. Gene Ontology annotation, molecular function: receptor antagonist activity; co-receptor binding.
GUCCGCAACGCCAUAGCAGUCAAGACUGAAAGGGGCGCGCCGGAGUUGCGGCUGCUGCCUUCUCUGGCUGGGUUGGAAAGGGAGGAGGUUCCUUGCCCGGCAGUCGGAGGGCGGCUCGCCUCAGCAGCAGCAAGGAGGUGGUAGAGCAUCCUCUUUCAGCCAGCCACCGGAUAGCGACUGUAGGCAGAAGAAGGAAGAGAGGUCCGUUUUUUUCAGGGCUCGUGGGUUGAAGGCGCGGAAGAAGCAACAGGAUUAAACUGUGGCAUUGAAAACCGGGGAAGAAAUUAAGCCCUGUCUUCCUCUCCAGGGACUCAGCAGGCAGUGGUAAGAAUGCUCCUGCUUCGGUCAAGACUCCUGUUCCUGCUCAUCUUUCUAGGGGUGGUGUAUGCAGCUCCUACCUCAGAUGGAGGUAGAAAAGAGCAACCUGAAGAGAUAGUUCUGAAUUUUCCCAGAGAUGAAGCCAGCUUGAAUGAGAUGUUCCGUGAAGUGGAAGAGUUGAUGGAGGAUACUCAAUACAAGCUGAGAAAUGCAGUCGAAGAGAUGGAGGCAGAAGAAGAUGGUUCUAAACAGUUAACAGGAGUUAAUUUUGAUCAGCUGCCUUCCAACUACCACAAUGAAUCUUAUUUGGAUACAACAAUUGGAAAUAAAACUGUACAUGCUUACCAAGAAAUCAACAAGGCAACUGAUAAUAAAACUGGAUCUGCUAGCUAUUCUGAAACUCUUAUUACAUCAAUACAAGGAGGAGAGAAUAAGAGGAAUCAUGAGUGCAUUAUUGAUGAGGACUGUGAGACUGGAAAAUAUUGUGAGUUCUCUGGUUUUGAGUAUAAGUGUUAUGCCUGCAAAACCCAACACACACAUUGCUCUCGAGAUGACGAGUGCUGUGGAAACCAGCUCUGUGUCUGGGGUGAAUGCCUGAAAACUGCCUCAAGAGGAGCAAAUGGAACAAUUUGUGAAAACCAGCGUGACUGUAAUCCUGGAAUGUGCUGUGCUUUUACAAAAGACCUUCUGUUCCCUGUGUGCACUCCUUUACCUGGAGAAGGAGAACCUUGCCAUGACCCUUCAAAUAGGCUCCUCAACUUAAUUUCAUGGGAGAUGGAGCCAGAUGGAGCCCUGGAUUGCUGCCCUUGUGCACAUGGGCUGACGUGUAAGAUGCAGAGCUACAGCAGUGAUUCUCUCUGUGAGCUAUCCUUUAAUAAGACCCAAACCAAGGACAUGGAGAAACCUUUGCUAUUAGAUGAAAUAUCAUUACUGGAUUUUAUAACACACGAUGUUCCUGGUGACUAUGAAGAAAUACUGAUCAAUGAAAUGCAGAGAGGCUUGGAGGAAGAUGUGUCUGUUUCCAAAGAAUUGGACAUAGCCAGUGAUAGGCUUUUUGCAAACAAAAUGUAAUUUAGUCAUAAAUGCUCUUAGAAAAUAGUGUCUUUUUAUAUCACAGUUAAACCCUCUGAAGGACAGAAAUGCAAUAAAGAACAUAGUUAACUUUAUCUUCCUCUGCCCUGUACAAACCAAUAUUUUCUAAGUCUGAAAUGGCAUUCUUCAUUGAAAAAACAAAGAUGGGCAGCUUUCUUUAACGAUAGUUUUUCUGAGUUUUAAGCAAGAUAUGCUUUGUACUUGCUACAGGAUGAAAUUAAGUAUUUAUAAUGGUGGUAGUUUGAGCCUCUUUUCUGUAUAUACUGUUUUUUUCCCCCAAGAAAGGCGCCUCUUGAUUUUAAGACUGUUCGUUCUUAUGCAUGUUUUUUGUGGAAUAGUGUUGUAAUUUUUUUUUAAGUGUUGCCUCCUGGGGCUUAAGCUUUCAGAUGAACUGCAUUCCAAUAUACAAGUUUUAUAACAAACCCUAGUUCACCAGCCAGAUGAAAGAAACAAAUGCUGGCUUGCCUAUUACUUGUGAACUCAAAGAGUACAAAACCUAGUUUCAGGUUAUGGUUUGCCAGCACUCAAGGAACUCUAGUUGUUGACUAUUACAUUUUGAUGUCACUCUCAACCACCUGCAGGUUGAUCAAACCACAGUAUGUAAACCAUUGUGUCUGAAUAAUCAGGAAGACUUCUACCAUUUUAAGGUUUAUAAUAGUUUAUACUGUAUUUUACUUGGUAAAAAAAAUAAAAUUCUUCUGGGUUUGUCUACUGGGAAA